This is a messenger RNA of Balaenoptera ricei (Rice's whale), 2297 nucleotides long. RefSeq names its product tetraspanin 8 (gene TSPAN8). NCBI's taxonomy places the organism in Eukaryota, Metazoa, Chordata, Mammalia, Artiodactyla, Balaenopteridae. Gene Ontology annotation, cellular component: membrane. Bases 669 to 1481 code for a protein of 270 amino acids. The transcript has 12 exons. The record is from RefSeq and is a predicted model, not a curated record.
CUGCCGCCACGCGGGCCUCGGGAGCGGCCCUGGCUGCAGCCGCUGCGGGGGCCGUGCGCGCUGCUGCUGCAGGCGGCCUGCUCGGUGUGGAGCAGCAUCUCCGCUCGCACGCUCGUUUUUUAAAGCGCUCCGGCCCGAAUCGCGCGCCCAGUGACGUCAGCGCAGCCCGGCUUCCCAGGCACCCCCCGCCUGGCCCCACUUUCCCUCCUCCGACCCCCUCCCUUCUUUCCCGACUCCGCGGCUUGGAGGCGGCUGGCGGCGCGAGGUGCAGGCGAGUUCUCAGCGCUCGGGCUUUGCCUCCGGGGCGCGGAUUCCGGCGCUCAGCGCCGCAGGAGGGGCAGAGGAACCCCAUCCCCACCCCCACUCCCUCCCGCGUCCUGGCGACCCAGGUCAGAGAGCCGAAAGGGACCUGCUUCAGACGGACGCAGACAGACGCGCAGGGGCCGAGGGAUGCGGCACGCUUCCUCUAAGAACACUUCAAAUAAUGGAGGGACUACAUGGAGUGGUUAGAAAAAAAAAAAAAAGACUACAAUUCAAUCCAGAAAAACAGUUACACUAACAGGCGGUUUGUGAUUGGGAGCAGAACGGAUAAAGCUAUCGUUUGAGCUCCCCCUGCUGGUCGUGAGUGAUGCUUUUUCCAGAAGACAGAUGAAGAGAGUGCAAGCAGUAUGGCUGAAAGGUUCCUCGUGCCCUCACUCCAGGCAUUGUGCACUCUGGUCCCUGCUCUCUCUUCCGUCUCGGAACCUGGAUACUCCAGCUCUUGCCAAGGUGCUGACUUGCUUAAGAAGCCUAUCCUGCUCACCCCAGACACAGACACCAAUUAUCUAUGUGGUACCUCAAUCCUGGCAGUAGCAAUUUGGCUACGAGUAGGCAAAGACGGUCGAGAGAUUCUCAGUCCUGGGGAUGCUACCAUUAACCCCUAUAUUGCUGUGAAUAUCUUGAUUGCUGUGGGUGCUAUCAUCAUGAUUCUGGGUUUCCUGGGAUGCUUUGGAGCCAUGAAAGAAAACCAGUUCAUGCUUGUUUUGUUUUUCAUAGGAUUGAUUCUGAUCCUACUUCUGCAAGUGGUGGCAGGUAUCCUAGGAGCUACUAACAAAUCUAAGACUGAACGUGCUCUGAAUGAGACUCUCCAGACUAAUGUACAUCUUUUGAGUGCAACAAAUGAAAAUGGAAAACUAUUCCAGGAAGCCUUUUCUGAAAUUCAAGAAGAGUUAAAAUGUUGUGGUUUGAUCAAUGGAGCUUCUGAUUGGGGAAAUAAUUUUCAAUACUAUUACAAGUCAUGUGAAUGUCCAAGUGCAUCAGAUUCUUCUUGUACAAUGUAUGAUGGAAAAACUAUUUACAAACAGUCAUGCUUUUCUUUGCUAAGAGGCUUAUUUUCAAGACGUCUUUCCAUAGUUAUUGGGCUAGCGUUUGGACUUGCAGCUGUUGAGGUACUUGGUCUGAUAUUUUCUCUUGUCCUGUACUGCCAGAUCAGGAAGAAAUAAGUCUGUGGAUAUGUCAAGUUAUCAUCGGUCAAACCCCUUUAAAAUUUUGCUUCGGAUUUGUAACUUUAAAUAUAUGAGUGCUGUGUUAAGAGCAGCUGUCCUAUUAAAAUGUGUCAUUUAGCUAGAUCACAGAGAUCUUCCAGUCAUAUUGAACAUAUUUUAGAUUUCAGGGACACAGGAAAAUUAGAUGAAUGUGCAUUUUUCCUCAAAAUAAAAGUAACAUUGUUUACACUGAUGCUUUUUCCUGUCUGAUCAUUGUGUUCAGGUGGUACUGUGCUUAAAGCAUUCAUCUGGAGCCACCCAGUGGAAUAAUAAUCUCUAAGUAACAGGACCAUAGUUAGUUAAGGCAGUGCAUCUAGGCUUUUCAGAAGCCACACUCUGUCUUGCAUGAUGUAUCAACCAUUGGUGGUAAGAUCGAAUUAAGCCUCAUGUUGGAAGGUUGAGAGUGGCCCAGCUAAAAGAGUCACCGUCUCUUGUCUGUUUAUGCCAGUGUCAACUAAUGGUGUUUCUUUUUCUCUCUGUUGUGAGGACAAGAAGAUCUGAAUGCUGCCUUUCCAGCCAUUGAAUCUCUGGGGGACCUUCAAGCUGGUGGAGGAGUAAGACGUGAUCACCUUCCUCUGCACAAAUACAUCAGAAAUACAUCUACAUGUGGAACAACUACAGAACACCUACUGAACGCUGGCAGAAGACCUCAGACCUCCCAAAAGGCAAGACACUCCCCACGUACCUCGGUAGGGUAAAAGAAAAAAGAAAAAACAGAGACAAAGAAUAGGGACGGGACCUGCACCUCUGGGAGGGAGCUGUGAAGGAGGAAAG